Danaus plexippus (monarch butterfly) is the source of this 4508-nucleotide messenger RNA. RefSeq names its product protein MTSS 1 (gene mim). The coding region runs from base 471 to 3326 and encodes 951 amino acids. Lineage: Eukaryota; Metazoa; Arthropoda; Insecta; Lepidoptera; Nymphalidae. The record is from RefSeq and is a predicted model, not a curated record. Gene Ontology annotation, biological process: plasma membrane organization; cell projection assembly. Gene Ontology annotation, molecular function: phospholipid binding; actin binding. The transcript has 24 exons. Gene Ontology annotation, cellular component: cytoplasmic side of plasma membrane; actin cytoskeleton.
AGACGAAGUACGCGAUCAUUCCAAACAAACCGAUUCCGGCUGUCGGCUUGCUGUUUCUGUCGAUGUGUGAUAUCGAAGUGUUUUAGUAUAAUAUAACGCUUUUUUUGUAUUAAAUCCAUAUAUUUUUUAUUAUUUUUUAAUUAAUGAAUAUUCAAAAUAUUUGAUACCGAACUCUAAGCUUAACAUCGUUUAAAUAACCAGUGAAAAUUUACCUAAACAUUGUCUCGCCGUUUCUCGUCUAGUAUAAAUGGAGGAUAUUCAUGUUUAUAAAUAUUGAUUUGUUGCUUUCAGUGUUAUUAAAUUAAUUUUUAUCUAUGAAACGUGAAAUGUAGGUAGCGUUAAAUGAAUGUAUUAUAUAUUAAUUAAUCGAAAAUGCAACAGUUUCAUGGUUAUGGCGCAUAUAGGGCAUUGAGUGAUGUGAUUUGUGUUUGAAUCGGUGUUUUUGUGUCUCAUACGUGCUUAUUUUAAAAAUGGAGGGAACAACAGAGAAAGAUUGCUCCCCAUUGUGGAAUCUCUACCAACAGAUCGUUACGGAUAUGAAGAACAGUGCCCCGAUGUGGGAGGAGUUCAUAUCGAAGGCUACUAAACUUCAUUCUGCUUUAAAAUCGGCUCUGGUUGCCAUAGCAACGUUUCUCGAUGCAUUCCAAAAAAUCGCUGAUGCAGCGACAAACGCAAGAGGAGCCACAAAGGAAAUAGGAACCGCCUUGACAAGGGUCUGCCUCAGACACAGGGCUAUAGAGACGAGAAUGAAGACAUUUAUCAGCACGUUGAUGGAGCGUCUUAUAGCUCCAUUAUCGGAGCGAGCUGAUGAAUGGCGUCGUGGUUGUAAUGUUACCGGCGCAUUGAGCCGAGAACACGCACGUGAGUGUAAACGCGCCAGGGCUGAGCUGCGCAGGCGGGUCCAUGAUGCCCAGAGACACGCUAGGAAAGCGAGGCGGACGAAUCCGGAUGUUAAGCGGAGAGCUGACGUUUGUUUGCAGGAUAUCCAAGAACGAAAGCAGCAAUUGGAGGAGAUGGAAGAGAAGGCGGUGAAGGCCGCUCUGAUAGAAGAACGGAGCCGGUUCUGUAACUUCGUGUCUCUUCUCAGUCCUGUUGUGGAGAGUGAAGUGGCAAUGCUAGCAGAGGUCAGUCACCUUCAAGAGGGAACAGAACAGUUGUCGAGGCAGAUUUCGGAACCUCGGAGUUUACCCCCUGGGAGUCUACAGGUGAUUUGCGAUAUAAAGUCUUGCUACAGUGGUUGGGCGGAAGGUGGCUCGGUUCCGCCCUCGCCCUCUACAUCACGACUUGGCAGUCGCAAGUCAUCUUUGACAUCUAUAUCGUCUCUUAGCAGCCAAUGCUCCGAUCAACAUGGUGUGUCAGGCUCAACAGUGAGCUGUUCAACUCCCAUAUCCACUGGAUCGUCUAUAGCACCAGCUUUGGACUCCCAGCGUGGACAGGGUUCAGACAAUCAAAGCAUUAACAGCGAAUGCGCGACACCGUCUAAGACAAAUGACGAGAAUGACUCCAACGAUCUCACGUCCAACUCGGCUUCAGCCACAUGGCCAGAUCUCAAAGACACGGCGCAGUUCGAGAGAGCGGCCUCCGCUAUAAUGGGGGGCAGACCGCAUACUAUAUCAGCUGGUACGGAUCGCUCGUUCCAACGGCCGGCGUUGAGUGUUCAUACAUUCAGCGAGAACGCCCGCGAGGGUAUAUACGCCAGGCCGCCUCUACCCACUCGCUGUUCAUCAUUGGAGCGUCCCAGUGUGCCGGCGAGGAAUUCCAAUUCAACAAGAGCUGAGUUCAAACCAAAUAAACCUACGAGCCUUCCGCCGCACCUCGCUAAAGAAGUACCACAAGCUUUGUACGUGAAUAUGUCAGAGUUGGCGACUAUGGCGGCGUCACGAGCACAGCAACAGAACAGUACGGAGUAUCCUCAACAGGAGAAGGUAUGUUCAGAGAGCAGUGCCAGCGAAUCGUCCCUAGAAUCAUCGAGCGGCUAUGGAAGUCAGGGCGCGUUCGCUGGCGAAGAUCACUCUCAUCUCAUACACCCAGACGUGUCGUCGGAAAUAGUGACACUACGUCACAGCGAUUCCGUUGUGAUCGCACGCGAGAAUUUCUCGAUAUCACUUGGAAGUCUCGAGGAGGCCGUGAGAUGUUUGGACGAGGCGUCUGAAUCACCGACCUUCGCUACUAUAGGCAAAAAACCAACCGUCCCAAAAAGAAGACCUGUAUCAAUGACAGCUCCUAGCUGGUCUCGUCGUGGCUCCAGUAGUUCCCAGGGGAAGCCGCCGCCUCCUGUGAGACGCUCUUCAUCCAUAUCAAGGCCGAGACCUAUCCAGAACACAGUGUUGAGUGUCGUGAACUCGUCUGAUGUUGACAACCUGCCUCCGCCGCCGGCCUUCCUCCUGCAGCCGGACGAUGGGAACGCUCAUCCAGGUAUCAACGUAGCUGAGACGGUCAAACAGUUGACGGAAUUGAAGCACAUGCCGGCCUCGCCCGGUCUAGUGCGAAGGACGGUCCAAAACCAGAACGAGAACCAAUCACCGAUAUACGGAACCCAGAAACAGUUGUACGGGACCCACAACCAGAAUACGCCGAUAUACGGAACCCAGAAUCAAAAUCUCAGCUCGUUCCAGCAAGCUAAAAGCAAUUUCUCAUCCAGCAUGAGCUUGAACAGCGGCAACCUGAACCCUAUAUACUCGCAGACAGGAAACAGAAUGUUCGAGAACUCGCUGUUCGUUAGGAAGAACAGUUUGAACAGUUCUAACACAGAUAUAUACGGCGGUAAUACGGGUGUAUAUGAAACUAAAUCACCCCACGGCUCCACUCCAUCAACACCGAGCUAUUCUGAAACCAAUACCUUCUCCAGCUUCGGGCCGAGGGUAACGAAUGAAUCUCAUUACGGACAGACGGGUGUGAAGCUUCAAGAUCAAAGCGGUAUAUACGCAGCGCCGUCGCUCGUCAGGAGGCUGACCCCGCGGGCUCACUCCGCUGAGAGAAACGCUAAAGAACACGGAGGUCUUAUAGCGACUCUAAGUGCUAAGUUAGCACCACAACUAUCUCCGAGGAGUCCGAGACGAGCCAAUCCUAAUGUCACUGAAUCACCCGCUAAAGGGAAAGGUGUUCCAGCUACAGUACAGCCAGCGUUCUUGGACAAGCUGUCGGCUACCUUACAACAUCAGAGAAGGAUGCAGUCUAGAGCGAACACAGUCAGAGAUCUCAUUAAUGCGCAUGCACAGCCGGAUCCGAGGGUAUGUCACACAUCACUCAUGGAACAAAUCAAAAGAGGUGCGACACUCAGAAGAAAUAAAUAUUGCAACGACAGAUCAGCGCCCAAAAUACGUUAACAACAAAGUAUUAACUAUUAAACACAUAGUUUAUACUUUAACGAUCGCGACUACGACUAUGACAUAAAAGGUUUACGUGUUUUAAAUAUUUAAUUUAACGUGUCCCCCAGACAUUAGGUGUCUUUCGUUUAGAGUAAGUAUGGGUGUUUACAUUUCAUCAGGAACAAUACAAAAGUUGAUUCUACCGUCAACACCGACACUGUCGACCGAGUGACUGUUACAAUAUCUUUGUUUUAAUUUAUUAUUAAAAUAUUCUCUAAUAACUGACAACAAGACAAUAUUUGGAUUGAUUUGUUCAUAGACAUAUCCUUAUAGGGACAUAUCAUUUUUGAUUGAUUUUAUAUUAUAUAUGGUAAAUAUAAAAUUUGGUAUGACAUUACUUGUAGCUUGUGUCGGGCUUAGAUACCUGUACCUACUUAUAUAUGAGUAGGUCAAACGUGCAAAGCCGAUAUAUUUAAAACAUACAGACAACAUUAAAACAUAUAUAUAAAUUCAUAUCCGAAUGUAGAUGUAAUUUAAAAUUUCUAUUCAAUGCUUCUAACAUCAAUGUUAGAUUUGUAAUGAUUAAACUCUUGUCCAAUUUCAAUCGUAAUAUAUUAAAUUGUCCAAAACUAUAUGCCAUUUUUCUUUUUUUUUUGUAUAAAAAUCUUUAAAAGCUUACAAACGACUGAAUAAUCUCAAUGUAACUGUGUUCUUCGAAGCCUUUCAUUUGUAUUAGGGCUUUUGUAACUUUUUAACGGAAAAAAAAAUUAUUAAUCUUUUAUAAUAUCCUAUAUAUUAUAAAUUCAACUAAUUUAUAGUUUAAGAAUAAUUAAGUGAAUGUUAGUUUAAAUCAAUGUGUAAUUUAAUGUCAUUUUUCCAUCAAUCAAUAUGUUUGUGUUAAAUUUUAACGUCAUAUACAGGAUGGUUACAAAAUUAUUUAUUAUGUGUUUAUAUUAUUCGUUAAAACAUUGUAGAAAUUAAAAUGCUUAUAAGAAUUUCUAUAAAGUAGUUUUCUAUACAGUUAAAGUAAAGAGUAAGCGUGUUAAAGCUAGCUCCUAUAUAAAAUGUUCAUAUCGCUUGUACUACAGUAAAAAUAUAUAGUCCAGAUUAAGUAGAAUUUCUUUUUGAUUUUAUAAAAUGUGUUUAGUAAAGUUUGCAUAUGUAACGGAGGAUUGGUGGAAAUAAAUAAUUAUUGUCCAA